GAGGAAGGGAGGGAGGAAAGGAAGGAGAGCGUGGUCGGGUUGGAUGUUCUGGAACAGGGUGAUGGCUAUGUGCAAGGAUUAUUGACCGGCCAGCCUCCGACGCCUUCGCGCCAAAAACUGGGAGGGCAGACGAAUAGCGGGCAGGCCGGCGUAGGAAUCGGCAAGAUCGACCUGAAGGGCGCUCAAAACCAAGCGCUCAAGUCUUUUUCCCGGGUCAAUAUCGAAAAACCUGAGGACACCGGACGGAAGGCAUCCAUCCUGGUUCGCACGCAAGGCGAGGGUGGGAGGUUGCAAAUAAAGACUUUGAGCUGGAUGGAUGCUAUAAAGCGAGACUUUGGUAUGGAGCACGUUGACUAUACCCCUGGAGGUGGAAGGUGAAUGAUUCUUGAAAGCAUGUAAUGUCUAGAGGAAGUAAUGGGUGCACGACUAGCUUAGAG
Molecule: messenger RNA, 437 nt
Organism: Nannochloropsis gaditana CCMP526
Exons: 3
Source: RefSeq, a predicted model, not a curated record